AGUAGGAUGUCAACUGAGACAGAACUUCAAGUAGCUGUGAAAACCAGCGCCAAGAAAGACUCCAGAAAGAAAGGCCAGGAUCGCAGUGAAGCCACUUUGAUAAAGAGGUUUAAAGGUGAAGGGGUCCGGUACAAGGCCAAGUUGAUCGGGAUUGAUGAGGUUUCUGCAGCUCGGGGAGACAAGUUAUGUCAAGAUUCCAUGAUGAAACUCAAGGGCGUUGUUGCUGGUGCGCGUUCCAAAGGAGAACACAAGCAGAAAAUCUUUUUAACCAUCUCCUUUGGAGGUAUCAAAAUCUUUGACGAGAAGACAGGGGCCCUUCAGCAUCAUCAUGCUGUUCACGAAAUUUCCUACAUUGCAAAGGACAUCACAGAUCACCGGGCCUUUGGAUACGUUUGUGGGAAGGAAGGGAAUCACAGAUUUGUUGCCAUAAAAACAGCCCAGGCGGCUGAACCUGUUAUUCUGGACUUGAGAGAUCUCUUUCAGCUUAUUUAUGAAUUGAAGCAAAGAGAAGAGUUGGAAAAAAAGGCCCAAAAAGAUAAGCAGUGCGAACAAGCUGUGUAUCAGACAAUUUUGGAAGAGGAUGUUGAAGAUCCUGUAUACCAGUACAUUGUGUUUGAGGCUGGACACGAGCCAAUCCGUGAUCCUGAAACGGAAGAAAACAUUUAUCAGGUUCCCACCAGCCAAAAGAAGGAAGGUGUUUAUGAUGUGCCAAAAAGUCAACCUGUAAGUGCUGUGACCCAAUUAGAACUUUUUGGGGACAUGUCCACCCCUCCUGAUAUAACCUCUCCCCCUACUCCUGCAACUCCAGGUGAUGCCUUUAUCCCGUCUUCAUCUCAGACACUUCCGGCGAGUGCAGACAUGUUUAGUUCUGUACCUUUCGGCACUGCUGCUGUACCCUCAGGUUAUGUUGCAAUGGGCGCCGUCCUCCCAUCGUUCUGGGGCCAGCAGCCCCUCGUCCAACAGCAGAUCGCCAUGGGUGCUCAGCCACCAGUCGCUCAGGUGAUGCCGGGGACUCAGCCCAUCGCCUGGGGCCAGCCGGGUCUCUUCCCUGCCACUCAGCAGCCCUGGCCAGCUGUGGCCGGGCAGUUCCCGCCAGCCGCCUUCAUGCCCACACAAACUGUUAUGCCUUUGCCAGCCGCCAUGUUCCAAGGUCCCCUCACCCCCCUUGCAACCAUCCCAACCACGGGUGACUCCACCAGGGCAAGUCCACAGACCGAGACGCCCAGACAGAAAAUGGGGAAAGAAAUGUUUAAGGAUUUCCAGAUGGCCCAGCCUCCGCCCGUGCCCUCCCGCAAACCCGACCAACCCUCCCUCACCUGUACCUCAGAGGCCUUCUCCAGUUACUUCAACAAAGUCGGGGUGGCACAGGACACAGACGACUGUGAUGACUUUGACAUCUCGCAGUUGAAUUUGACCCCUGUGACUUCUACCACGCCAUCAACCAACUCACCUCCAACCCCAGCCCCUCGACAGAGCUCUCCAUCCAAAUCAUCUGCCUCCCACGCCAGCGAUCCCACCACAGAUGACAUCUUCGAAGAGGGCUUUGAAAGUCCCAGCAAAAGUGAAGAGCAAGAAGCUCCUGAUGGAUCACAGGCCUCAUCCAACAGUGAUCCAUUUGGGGAGCCCAGUGGGGAGCCCAGUGGUGAUAACAUAAGUCCGCAGGCUGGUAGCUAG
Messenger RNA from Callorhinus ursinus (northern fur seal), 1674 nucleotides. The record is from RefSeq and is a predicted model, not a curated record. Lineage: Eukaryota; Metazoa; Chordata; Mammalia; Carnivora; Otariidae.